Molecule: messenger RNA, 1432 nt
Organism: Xenopus laevis (African clawed frog)
Lineage: Eukaryota; Metazoa; Chordata; Amphibia; Anura; Pipidae
Gene: cers6.S
Product: ceramide synthase 6
Exons: 11
Coding region: 149-1330 (393 amino acids)
Source: RefSeq, a predicted model, not a curated record
AGGGACCAAGCCAGGGAAUAAAGAGGCGCUGCUACUGGAUCGAAACAGGGACGCGCUACCCAAAGCCCCGGGGGGGAUAUCUUGGCAUUGAAUAUCCCUCUUGGACCCUGCCCCUGGCACACCCACCCACACAGGAAUACAGGACAAGAUGGCAGGGAUCCUAGUUUGGUUUUGGAAUGAGAGAUUUUGGCUGCCUCACAAUGUCACCUGGGCGGAUUUAAAGAGCACUGAGGAAUCCACUUUCCCCCAAGCUGAGGACCUGUAUCUGGCCAUCCCUCUGGCCUUCUGCAUCUUCUGCAUCCGGCUUUUAUUUGAAAGGUUUAUAGCUAAACCAUGUGCAUUGGCCCUGAAAAUCCAAGCAAGUGGACCACAGAAGGCUCAGUACAAUGCCAUUCUUGAAAAAGUCUUCACUUCAAUCACAAAGCACCCUGAUGAGAAGCGUCUGGAUGGGCUUUCUAAGCAGCUGGACUGGGAUGUGCGUAAUAUACAGCGUUGGUUUCGGCAGAGGAGGAAUCAAGAAAAACCGAGUACACUCACUCGGUUCUGUGAGAGCAUGUGGAAGUUUACGUUUAACCUUUACAUAUUCACCUAUGGAGUCAGAUACCUGAAAAAGACUCCAUGGCUUUGGAAUACAAGACAGUGCUGGUACAACUAUCCUUAUCAGCAACUCACCCCUGACUUGCAUUACUACUAUGUUGUGGAACUCUCUUUCUACUGGUCCUUGAUGUUUUCUCAGUUCACUGAUAUCAAGAGAAAGGACUUUGGCAUCAUGUUUCUUCAUCACCUCGGUACAAUCUCAUUGAUUACCUUUUCAUACGUGAAUAACAUGGUGCGAGUAGGUACCCUAGUGAUGGGGCUCCAUGACAUGGCUGAUGUUCUACUAGAGGCUGCAAAAAUGGCAAAUUAUUCAAAAUGCCAAAAAUUAUGUGACCUUCUCUUCGCCCUGUUUGCUUUGGUGUUUUUAAUAGCAAGACUGGGGGUAUUUCCCUUAUGGAUUUUAAACACUACAUUGUUUGAGAGCUGGGAAAUUGUUGGUCCUUAUCCCUCCUGGUGGGUAUUUAACCUACUGCUGCUGCUUCUACAGUCCCUACACUUAUUUUGGUCAUAUCUCAUAAUCAAGAUUGCAUGUAAAGCAAUUUGCAAAUGCAAGAUUGGAAAAUGGAAUCCUUUGCAUGUAUCAAAGGAUGACCGUAGUGAUAUUGAGUCCAGCUCAGAUGAAGAUGACUCAGUAAGCUGGACCAAACACUCCCAGAAUCCUUCUUCCAAUGGCACCAGUUCUAAUGGAAUGAACGGAUAUCUCAUGGGUGCGGCUGUUUCUGAGGAGCACUAGCUCACCAACUGCACAGAACCAUAAACUCUUUGCAACUGGAUAAGCUCCUUCAUAGAUCUCCACAUCACAAAAUAAAUCUAGGAAUAAAAAUGCAUUCAACUA